GAGGCCUCGCACACCACCGUGACAGCACUCCCUACGUCUCAUCACACCGAAAGUGCAGCCACCUCUCCGAAUGCCACAUCCGAGGCCUCGCACAUCAGCGUGACAGCACUCCCUACGUCUCAUCACACCGAAAGUGCAGUCACCUCUCCGAAUGCCACAUCCGAGGCCUCGCACACCACCGUGACAGCACUCCCUACGUCUCAUCACACCGAAAGUGCAGCUAACUUUCCAAAUGCCACAUCAGAGGCCUCGCAUACCACCGUGACAGCACUCCCUACUUCUAACGACAUGACAAAUAACACCAACUCUCCGAAUACCACAUCUGCGGGACCCACCACUGUGACUGCAAUCCCUAUCUCCAACCACACGGAAAGUACCGCCACUCAUUCCAGUAUGUCAUCAGAGAUACCCAUCAGCAAGGCAUCAACGUCCUCCUCCAGUCCCCCACCAAGCACAUCCACUCCUUUUGCACUGACUUCCAAGGAAUACACUUCUGUGACUUCCACUUUCAUCUCUAAGAAAUCCACCACCACUUCUGAACCAACCUCCACCUCCCAUCAUGCAGUGGUUCCUUCUGUUCCUUCCAAGAGUACCACAGUGGGGACAACUUCGUUUUCUGAGUCAACCAAAACAGUAUUUCUACCUUCUAGCUCUUCUACCAUUAACAGCUCCACCACGUCGAGAGCCAUGUCCCCGGCCAUCCAAACCAGCCACUUGCCAUCCACUUCUCAUGGAAAUAUAACAGUCUCCACCUCGUCCCCUUCCACAACUGUUUCUCCAAGCACCUCCACGAAGCAGAGCUCCACUCCUCCUGCUUCCUCGACCACAGCGCCCCCUUGGUGCAAGAACGGGGUCCCUGUCGGGGAUCACUGCCAGUGCUUCACCCCUUACACUGGACAGCACUGCGAGCAGGUGCAGAAUACAUUCCCCUUAGUGCACGUGAAUGUCACGGUCAACGUCAACAUAACUGUGGAAAACUGGAAAUAUGAUCCCAGUAUGUCGGAUCACGGGUCCCCUGCCUUCAAACAUUUUGUGAACAUAUUUGAGAAAGAGGUGAGGUCGAAGUCUGAAGUGGUUUUGUUCUGA
Messenger RNA from Anolis carolinensis (green anole), 1086 nucleotides. RefSeq lists its product as uncharacterized. The coding region runs from base 289 to 1086 and encodes 265 amino acids. The transcript is spliced from 3 exons. NCBI's taxonomy places the organism in Eukaryota, Metazoa, Chordata, Lepidosauria, Squamata, Anolidae. The record is from RefSeq and is a predicted model, not a curated record.